This is a messenger RNA of Fibroporia radiculosa, 1143 nucleotides long. RefSeq lists its product as uncharacterized. The transcript has a single exon. Gene Ontology annotation, biological process: DNA damage response; fatty acid metabolic process. The coding region runs from base 1 to 1143 and encodes 380 amino acids. NCBI's taxonomy places the organism in Eukaryota, Fungi, Basidiomycota, Agaricomycetes, Polyporales, Fibroporiaceae. Gene Ontology annotation, cellular component: mitochondrial matrix. The record is from RefSeq and is a predicted model, not a curated record.
AUGUCCGCUCAGGAUUCCUCCCCCACCACCCGUAAACGCAAGCGCAGUCUCGACGGGUCCCACGAAUCUCGCCUGCGUCCAAAGGAAUAUGUUCAGUUCGCAGCGAGCUCCCAUUCUUCUAGUACUGCUGGCAUACCCCCACGAAGGAAUUCGUCGCUGAAGAUUCUAACAGACGCGGAAACCCUUCAGAAUCUACGCUUUCAUGCCAUAUCUGACGGUGGGCCGUCGCCCCAUGACUCUCUCUUUGACGAGCCCACGUCCUCAUGCCCUCGGACGGAGGACAACGAUACCAGUAACGACAUUGCCACGAUGCCCACAACACUCACGACGAUACCUAACAAUCUUGUAAACGAUCCAGAUCCGCUCACACCCGCAACACGAGCUGUCCCGCCCAUUCCGGGACUGUACUUUGACCCUGCCGUCCGUCUUCCGUUAGACCUCACAGAGGAAGUCAUGUGGACGUGCAUCCGUACGUACUUCCAGCACAGCGACGCUGACCAAGUCAUGCUCUUCGAGCGAGCGAAUUCAUCCUCUGAGUCCUCGUCCUCACCCUCAUUGAACACAGGCCUCCCGCCCGUCCUGACCUCCCUCCUCUCCACGCUCUCCGUGCUCCUUCGCCCCCUGCUUCCCGCAGCCAAACACGCGCUGCUCUUCCCUGCACACCCCACGCCGCUCGCGCGGCAGGCCAUCCUGAACCUGUACUGGCCCGGGGACGGCAUCACGCCGCACGUCGACCUGCUCGACCGCUACGGCGACGGGAUCGUCGGCGUGAGCCUCGGCUCGGGGUGCGUCAUGCAGUUCGCCAAGGUGCGCGCGGGGAGGGGCGACGAGCCCGCGUCGCAGCGCACGGACGGCGGCCGCGCGCGCGGGGCAGGCGAGCGGUUCGGCGUGUACCUCCCCGCGGGGAGCGUCCUCGUGCUCACGGGGGACGCCCGAUACAGCUGGACGCACGGCAUCGAGCAGCGCAUGGAGGACUAUGUCGAGUCGGAGGGGGUCUCCCGCGAUCCUGAUGGAUGCGAUGGCGAUGAUGCACGGCGGCUCGCUGCCUGGCUCCCGCGGGACGUUAGAUUGAGCGUUACUUUCCGCUGGCUGCUUCCUGGCGCGGACGUUGUCGGACCACAGCCCCCAUCGAGAAAUGCCUGA